Molecule: messenger RNA, 4929 nt
Organism: Kalmanozyma brasiliensis GHG001
Lineage: Eukaryota; Fungi; Basidiomycota; Ustilaginomycetes; Ustilaginales
Exons: 2
Coding region: 1-4929 (1642 amino acids)
Biological process (GO): regulation of transcription by RNA polymerase II
Cellular component (GO): mediator complex; SWI/SNF complex; nucleus
Molecular function (GO): transcription cis-regulatory region binding; transcription coregulator activity
Source: RefSeq, a predicted model, not a curated record
AUGUCGGGCUUCGAUCCGUCGCACAAUGGUGCCUUCUUCAACUUUAGCAACCUCACACCCCAACAGCUCAACAUGCUUCGCCAGCAGAGCCAAAUGCAGCAGGCCGUGCAGAUGCCCCAGCAACAGCAACAACCUCAAACACAGCAGCCUCAGCCUCCACCCAACGCCCAGCAGCAGAUGCAGCAGCGCAACCCCAUGAUGCCUCAGCUCGGUCUGCCCGCUGGUUUCAACCAGCAGCAGCUCCAAGCUUUCAUGGCGCAGCAGCAGUCCCAGCUCGCCAAUGGCAUGAUGGCCAACAACCAGAAUCCGCUCAUGCAGAUGAUGCGACCCCAGUCCAUGGUUCAGCCGCCUCAGCAGCAGCAGCAGCAGCAGCAACCUCAGAUGCAGGCACAACAGCCGCAGCAGCAGCAACCUCCGCAACUCCAAAACCAGAUGGCUCAUCAGCAGGCUUCCACUUCGCAGCCUGCUCAUCUUCAGCAGCAGCAGCAGCCUCAACAAGCCGCCAACAUGGGCGCUGCGCCGCAGAUGGGUGGUGCCGGAGCGCCGACUCCGACAUUUGCACAGCUCUCGCAUGCCAUCGAGCAGGCCAAGAAGGGCAAUCUCACUCAAGAGCAGAUGAUUCAGUUGCGGCAACUCAUCUCACGGCAGCAAGCCAUGCAGGCGCAGCAACAGGCCGCUCCCAACCAAAACACCGGCGCUCGUCCGUUGCAAUCCGGGCAGGCAAACAUGAACAUGGGCUUGCCCAACGGCCAAAAUUUUGCCAAUGCCAUGCAGAGAACGCCCCAGAUGCAAGCGCAGGCGCAGAUGAUGGCAGGUCUCCAGCAGAUUCGUCCGGGCAAUAACCAGUCUACGCCGACUAUGGGUGCUCAAGGCUUCCUGCAGCCUACCAUGCCAGCUCAGCAGAACCAGCAGCAGUCGCAACAACAAGCGCAGCAGUCAAACCAGGCGCAAUCCUCGCCUCAGAUCUCAUUGCAAGGUCCACCACAGAUGAACCAGCAGCAGAUGGCACGACCACAGCAGAUCCCUGGGUUACAGCAGCAGCAAAACACGUCGCAACAGCAGCAGAUGAUGGGCCAGCAGCCAGCUCAGCCUGGUCAGCAGAGACCGCCUGCCGGCCGACCAGAUCCCACGCCUGGCCCGAGCAACCAGCAGAACCCGCUCAACUUUCUCCGUCUGUUGCACCAGCGCGUCACUGACAUCGAGAGCAAGCUCACCUCGGACCUCAGCGCUGAAGAACGCCAAGCCGUCCAGCAGCAGCAUGCUGAGGCAAAGCGUCUUCAGCAGGCGUUACUGCAGCGUCUCAAUGUCCAAAAUGCUUCGCAGUUUGCCGCUCUCAUGCAACAAAGCCAGCAAGCCGCUGGUCAGAUGCCCAACAACAACGGCCAACAGCAACAAGCGCAGCAGCAACCUAUCCAGCCGCCACAACCUUCGCCGCAGCAACAACAGCAGCAGCAGGGCGUCGGUGUCAUGGGCAAUGCUGUUCAGGCUUCUCCGAUCAUCCGCCCACCAACACGGCCUGGGUCGGCUCGACCGCCGCAAGGUCAGUUCGGAAGUCCCAUGCUGAAUCAGCCCGGUGUUCAGCCUCAAAAUGCACAGCAAGCGCCGCCGCAACAGCAACCUCAAGUGCGUCCGUCGCCUCAGAUGGGCGCGAUGAACAUUGCAGGGCAGGCGGGCGGCAUGUCCGGCUUGCAAGGCGUGCCAUCGCUGCGUCCCGAGCAGUUCAACAAGGCCCUCGUGGAUCUCAUGAAGAAGCGUGGCACCCCCAUCACCUCUUUGCCCAAAGUUGGCGGGCGAGAUCUCGAUCUGUACCGUUUCUACCAGAUCGUGCAGGCGCACGGCGGCAGUGAAGGUGCGCAUCAGAAGAACGCUUGGCCUGCCAUUGCCAUGUCUCUGGAGCUGGCGCCACUGGGCUCGCCUCAGACGCAGACGCUCGGACAGGCGCUGGCGGUCGAGUACCGGAACUACCUUGCGCCAUUUGAGGAGACCUGGCAGCGAGCCAUGCAGCACCAGUACCAGAUGUCGAUGGCGACCGCCGGUCUCAACCAGACUCAGAACACCGCUCAGGCCAAUGCGCAAGCCCCAUCCUUCCGACCGCCAUCGACGCCACAGAUGCAGUCGCAGCAGGCUAACCAGCAAUCCACACACAUGCAGGGACCGCAAGCUUCGAUGAUGCCUCCCAGCCAGUCGCAGCAGCAGCAGCAGCAGCCACAGCAGAUGCAGACGCAGAAUGCACCGCAAGGCGUCGGUCUUCAGCAACCCUCGCUGGCAGGCUUCAACCCGCCUCCACCGCCGAUCCUCAGCGCCGAGAACCUCGCCAAGGUGGGCAUGACGCAAGAGCAAUUCAAUAAGGUCUUCUACGGCCAGCAGCUCAAUGCUUGGCGACAGGAACAGAUCCAGAACCAGCAGCGACAAAUGAGCCAAGGCUUCCAGACGAACCAAUCUGGUCCUGGUCCGAACGGGUUGCAACAGCCACCGCAAGCGCAGCAACUACAGCAGCAGCAACUGUCGCAAGGACCGAUGCAACAGCAGCAGCAGCAGGGUCAGACAGGCUGGCCAAACCAACAGCGACCCAUCCUGCCGCAAACCUCGGGAGCUCAGCCCUCUCAGACGCAGACUGCCGGCUUUGGUGCCAACAUGCCAGGACAGCCGCUCAAUGCGCAGCAGAUGCAGAACCCGGGUCAGAUGGGGAUCAACGUCCAGAAUCAGCAGGCGGGUCCACCUCAGCAGCCGCAGUCUCAGCAGUCGCAGAUGCCGAAUCCGAACCAGUCACAGCAACAGUCCAACGCCCCGAUCAUCACAGGAUCGAACGCGCCAGGAGCACAGCAGGGACAGAUGGCCGGACGCCCUUCCAACAUGUCGCAGGCUCGCUUCAUCGCUGUCAGCCCCGAGCAGCUCGAGCAAGCGCGCGCGGCCAUGCAGAAGAUCGACCAGGAGCUGGCCACACAGAGGCCUCGUCUGCCCAUCAUCCAGAACAUUGCCGACGACGAGAGGGACCAGAUCCUGGAUCAAGUGCAGAAGCUUGCUCCGAUUCAAGCGACGGUCACCGCCCUCUUGCCUGCAUUUUAUGCGAUGAACGGCAACCUGGAACCCGCCAAGCGUCUCAAGAUCAUGGCGUUCAUGUACAAGGAUCAGUACGACCUGCUGGCCAAGAAGCAGUGCAUCCUCCGCUUGGCCGAUCUGGACAAGCUCAAGAUGCAGAUGAGCCGGUGCAUCAGCUUUGUGCGCUCGAGCAACCCAGAGCUGGCACAGCGCAUUGUCACUUCGCUCGGCGAGCAGAACCGCGCCGCUCAGCAGAAUGGCGUCGCUCCCUCGGCAGCAGGAAGCGGCGCUUCGGCAGUGGCAGCACCGAUCGCAACACAGGCAGCUCCCGUCCGAACACCUGCAGCAGCUUCAGCAGCGCCCACCGAGGCAGCUUCUGUCGAAGCUGCAGCUGGUGUCAACGCAGACGGUACUUUCGAUGCUGCGGCCGCCAUGCACGGCAUCAAGCGCGGUCUGCGACCCGAGAAUCUCAAGCUGCCACCCAACAAACGCGCGAAGAACGUGCCCGGCGCCGGCAAGGCAAUGAGCCCAUCAUCGGCCGCCAACGAGUCGCCCAGAGUGGCACCCUCGCCUGCUCAAGCUGAAGACCCGGCAACCCCUGCUGGCUCGACGCCCGCUGGCAAGGGCGGCAAGAAGAACGAAAAGGCGACCAAAGCGGGCAAGACGACUGCUAAGAAAGGCAAGGGUGCCGCCGGCACUCCCACCUCGUCUGCUGCUGAGCCUGACAAGCGCUUCAAGACGAGUGCCGACAUCAUGGCCGAAGUCAAACGCGAGAUGGCCGAAGCCGAACGCAAGCGUCGCGAGGAAGGCUCUGCCGGAGCCGGUGCUGGUGAUGCAGCUAGCGCUGCUGCCAAGUUGGACUUGAUCAACGUCAAGGCCGAACAAGAGGCGGACGAGAAGCGAAGGAAGGAUCAGGAGCUGGCAGGCCGUGAUCCCGCUGGGCUGGUUGAGUCGACAUGGCAGGAGCUGCUCGCAACGGGCAACACCAACAACGGGACGCAGGGCCCCAAUGGCUUCGGUGGAGACAACUCGUUGCUGGGUGCCCCCAGCGCAGGCUCAUCUGCGCAGAACGGGUCGGAUCCCAAGGCGCUUCAGUCGCUCAUGUCUAUGCUCGGCCAAGACUCGAUGAUGUCGGGGUUGCCCUCGAACGGCAUCAACGUUCCUUCACGAGGUCUCAUGACCGGCGCAGGCAGUGGCGGCUCAAGCUUCCUGGACGGUGCUCUGGACUCGCUGCCCUCUGCGGAUGCCGACACGGGUCUGGACAUUGACCUGUUCGAUUUCAUCGAGGCGUCGGCUGCGGGUCCGGAUGCCUUCAACGACGACAUCGACCUGAGCGGCGUGUUCGGAUCCUCGGCAGUCAAUGCAUCGACGCAGGAGAGCGAGCCACCAGUGGAGACCCCGGAACUGGUCGCGAGCGCCAAGCUUCCCGGAGGCAGCUCGAACGCAUCUUCCGCCUCGAACUCGACGUCGAACUCGCUUCGAUCCAAACUACCCACCGCACUGGGAGCGAGCGGGCUGGAUUUUGGCUCUGCCGGACCGUCGAGCACGAGUCCGGCAGAAAUGAGUAGCUGCGACGAGAUUGAUCUGGAAAAGAGUCCCUUCGUUCAUCGGAUGCGACUCGACCGCAUUGGCCUGACCAUGGCGCCUGCUGUAACGGGACCGGAGGCUGCCGCCAAGACGACGUCGGCGGCGGCGGAAAGUGGGAGCCAGAGCACGCUCAAAGCUGCGGAGGAGACGGCGAUCAACCAGGUUGAGCUCGGACCUGGCUCGCAAAGCCUGGUGGCGGCCUCGGGCGACGAAUGGUGGGAGAUGGACCAUUUCGCCAGCAUGGGCUCCGGUGGCUACGGAUCCGACCCGAACGCGGAUCAGCCAUGGGCGGUGCUCAGCUGA